Messenger RNA from Mustela lutreola (European mink), 1264 nucleotides. RefSeq names its product spermatogenesis associated 25 (gene SPATA25). The transcript has 2 exons. Gene Ontology annotation, biological process: spermatogenesis. NCBI's taxonomy places the organism in Eukaryota, Metazoa, Chordata, Mammalia, Carnivora, Mustelidae. The record is from RefSeq and is a predicted model, not a curated record. Bases 1 to 753 code for a protein of 250 amino acids.
AUGGUGGAAGGGGUAGGACAGGAGGCAGAGGACUGUUCCCUCACAAACGGGGGCUUUGCGGCCGCCAUGUCCUAUUUCAUGUCUCCACAAACUCAUCAAGGUCUUCCGCCUUCCAGUCAAGGUGGGGCUACUUCUCCAGGCUCAUCCCUUGGCCUCUAUAGUCCUAUAGAGCCAGUGGUGGUGGCCUCUGGUGGACUAGGCCCAGUGAGCCAGAAAGCUGAGCAGGUGGCUCCUGUUGCCCAGGCCUGGGGCCCAGCCCUGGCAGUGCCGGAAGCCAGGGGCUGCCCUGGGGGGCCUGGCUGGGAGACACUGCAGCGGAAGGAUUAUGGCCGAUACAACCACAGAUUCCCCCUCGCAAGGCAGCCGGAGAGCUUGGGCUGGGAGGAUGGCUGCUCCAGAAGCAGAGCUCCCCGCCUGGGUGGCCCCAGCAGGCCUGGGCCCCUGCUGCUGUGUGGGCUGUCACCAGGGGUUCUACCGAUGCCCUCUGAGGCAGGGGGGAAGGAGGCCGGCUCCCAGCCUGAUAUCUGCAUCCUUACCCUGGCCAUGAUGAUCGCAGGCAUCCCCACCGUGCCUGUCCCAGGGCUUCGGGAAGAGGACCUGAUCCGGGCGGCUCAAGCUUUCAUGAUGGCCCAUCCGGAGCCAGAGGGGGCCGCGGAGGGGGCGCGGUGGGAGCAGGCCCGUGCCCACACAGCCUCUGGGCAAAUGCCCCUCAUGAGAUCCAGGAGAGGCCAGCCUCCUGGCUCCUGCUUGUAGCUGGAUGAAAUAGCACCAGACGCACAGGGCAGCUUCUCUGUAUGGUUUUUGGGCAGACAGAAUUGGGAGUGCCUGUGAGACGGAUGGGGAUAGGGUGGUGGUAUGAACCACUCUUGUCAAUACAAGUCUUUCAUCAGGGCCCAGACCCAGGAACUUUCUCCAGAUGCCAGUAAGUCAGGAGACAGGACUUCUCAGAGUAGUAACAAUGAAAAUCACCUGAGAUAGGGGGCCCCCCCGCUUGGAGUGGAGGCCUCUUUUGUCUUGUUUCAGGAUUUGAUCAAGACUGUGAUACAAAGUCCUAGGCAACGUGAAUUUUCCUCUUGCCUGACAUUUCCCAGCCAGCUGAGGGCAAGUGAUGGGACGAGUGUCAAGGAAGGAAGAUGAACACUUGAGCGCCCACUGGUCAUGGGCCCAUUACAGGCAGGCUCUCCUUUAAUCUCAUCAGUGCUGGGAGGAUAUCCUUUUUACAGAUGAACAGAUCGAGCCUUUUGAGGGGGGACUUGCCUGAUGU